AUUUGACAAAGACAGAAUUUGUUGCUCACCACACAACCUCAUGAGAGAAUGUACAGGACCUCGGUGGUAUUUUCUGUUGGGACCAUCUUGAGCCCCGUCGAGAGGCUGUAUCCCCACAGAAAAUUAUGGCAAUGGAACUGCUUUCCCACAUCUGCGAUUACGAUCGUUUACACACAACAGCCGAAGGCUGAGCAAUCGAGUCGUUUCAAACAGCGAUGAAACAAAUUACGUGAUCUCGGCCUUCAAAGACUGCCGGCCUGACGUUAUUUUCUUGGUCGAAUAUAAUUCUGCACUGCGUCUUCCAUCAAAACAACAUAGGAUAUGAGCUUUAGCCCGAUUGAUCUAUCGAUUCUACCUACUCACAAAAUAUUAUAUGAUUGUUAGUGAAAUUGCUGUAGGUACUCGUGCACUUGUGGGAUAUGCUUAGUGGUGGAUAAUUAGUUGAACAAUAUAGGUAGACUGAGCAAACAAAUCUUGGAAUGUUCUCAUUAUCGUUUUCACCCUCAAUAGGAAAGCUUAUCGAUAUAAGUUCAAUAUGUGAGCAGUGUAUCACGCCACCCAUCGGAGUAUUCCUGAAGUUUCGGUGACCCUUGUUACGUCCGAUGCACUGAUUACUGGACAGUGGUGAGACUAAACAAAGGCGACAAAGACUUCAAAAUCUGACCCCAAUAGCGCGUGGAUAUCCUGAAACAUCAGCGCGUGCGAGCUAUUCCGUUCACAAUAAGUUGCCACGUCCACCGGAUGCUCGCCGAAUCCACCGAGGCUAAUCCAUGAACUUGACACGUCGAUGUGUAAGAGGAACUUGGUCAGCAAGUGUACAGUUGCUUAAGCUGGUCCAAAGUCUUUAUUGCAACGAUCAAAUCACAUUUGGUCUCAUUGUGUACUGUAUAUGGCCGUGUAACCAAAACCUUCAGAAAAAGCAAAGACUGUGCUACAUCUAUGAUUGAAGCGGCCUGUUACAGUAGCACGUAAAUCGUUGUUUCUUUAUGUAGGAAAUCUUCUUGUAGCAUCUCUCAAACAGUAUUCCGAAGUACUCAGAUUUCUCUUCCAUCGAGAAAGCCAAUCUAUAAUAUUUUUUUGGAGUAUAUUUCUGAUUCCUGAAUUUGACUGCAGAGAGAUAAGGAAGAAAAAUUGACUUGGGGUUGAGGGUGUUGCUUUGGAGUGAUGGACCCAUUGACAAUGUCAAUCAGACAGACAGAAGGGACAGAGAGUAGAAGAAGAUUAGGGUUUGUAUCAGGAGGACCACCUUGGGUAAACAGACCGCGGGAGAAAAUGUUUGUGAGAUCGAGGCCAGAUGUGAUAGGAAUUUUCGUUUUUCUAGAUUAAUGUUCUGUAGAGACCGAUGAGGGUUCUCUGAGGUGCUGAUAUCCACAAGAGGGUGUGAAAUGUAGUAGUAGCCAUGACUGGCCCCGCUCGACUUGUAUGCGGGGUUCCAUCUGUCUGUCGUCUUCUAUGCUGUCUGUCUUGGUAUUUUUCUUCCAAGAACAGUGAAGAGGGACUUGGGGACUGGACUUGAUUAGUGGUGUACGAGCUGUACGGCAAUCGUCUCCAAAGGGAGCACCUGUGAUCAGUUCAGCUUUCUUGUCUUUGCUCGCAAGGGCGAUAAGAUCCGUGCGAUCGCAAAAAUUGUCCAAUAUCAAUCAUAAAUUGAAGGACGAACACAGGGAGGAUAAAUCAAUGAGCGCUUCCAGCAACAUUCUACGGUUCAACUUGUUUUGAACAUGGCAGACGAGCAUGACUACAACUGGAGGGCGAGUGGAAGAUUUCCUGGCCCCGAAGUAGGCAAUGGCUGGAAUGGAAAUUCUCCUAUUGUUCUAGAGUAAAACUUCGCGGAUAUGAUUACCAGGAUGGUAGGCAUGGAGGAAUGGCAUAGAGGUACUUCCAAGGAGGCGGAGUAUCAUAUCUCGAGCAAACCACUCAGAUCCGACAUUCGAACGAUGAAGAAACGCAAGGUUGCUGUGUCUCGUCGGCAGGUGGUUAUUUUGGUCGUGCUCACUACUCUAUGGAUUUCGACUAGGCCGAAUGGUUUGGCAGCUGCAAUAUGUACAAAAGAGUUUCAGGACACUGAGACCACAAGAUCUUACGCAAAUUGUUCGGAUCUACUGCGUCAGAAAGCUUCAAUUGCUUGGAACUACACGCGUCAUAGCAACAAAAUGGAAUUGGCUUUCUCAGGUCACUCUCUAGGAGAGAUGGGUUGGGUCGGGUUGGGAAUCAAUAAUCGUUGCUCGGAGAUGGUCGGAUCGGAUGCAUGGAUUGCAUUCCGGACGAUUAAUGAAAGUUCAGUGCAGUCCUACAAGUUGACGGAUAGAUUGUACAACUUCCCAGUUUUGCAAACCGGUCCCAUUGACAAUGAUUUUCGGAUCAUUUCUGUUUCUAUCACCGAUUUGAACAUUGUAAUACACACUAGUUUGCAGUUGAAACCUAAUCAGACGAAGUUUGCGUUGGUGUGGAAUCGGGGUCCAUCUGUUCUUUUCAUGAUGCCUGCACCUCAUGCUCUCGAUGAGGAAUCACUGAGUUCUGUGGCCGUUAUGGAUGUUAAUAACGGAGUGCAAGACAUUGGAAAGCUCGGCUGCCCCAUCAACAUCUCGCAUCGCCCCCAAAAAAAGAAGCAUGGAAUCAUAGCAGGAGUAGCUUGGGGAAUCUUAUAUCCUGUUGGGAUACUGAUAGGAUGGUACACCUUGUGUUUUCCGCAAGCGUUCCUUUACGCUUAUGUGCCGUAUCAUCUUUUGAGCUUUGGAGUUGGAAUGGCUGGUUAUUAUUCCGGCAAUGCGGUGCGGGAUCUCAGUGGAUCGCAGUAUGAUAGCAAACACCAUCUUCUGGCCAUCGGUAUCGUCAUUAUUGGAACCUUUCAGAUUCUGCUCUUUAUUCUAAGGGUAGCCUCUCCCGCGGGUUAUGGUGGAGGACUGGUGUGGCAUAUAAGGGCUUGGUUUUGCAGUUACAAUUUUGUGCUGGCCUUUGUAAACUUCUUUCUCAUUGCGGCAGAAAUCUAUGGCGGUAUACGGCUCUUCAGUCCAUCAUACAAAUGGGACCUAAAAUGGCUAGUGAUUUCUUGUUUUGCCUUUUCACUGUACAUCUGCAAUUGUGCAGGCAUACAAAAGUAUAGACGUCAUUUCAGGCCUGGCGUCGAUGAAUACACGCAAUAGAGUCAACGUUGCCAAGGGUGUCUCCAAAGGUCCUCUCUUAUCUCAAUACAUCCCUACCAGCUUUGCCAAGGUCAAUGUCUUGUAGAACUCCUUUCCAGUUUCAGUACAUUCUGAUGCAGUAAAUUAGGCCGAUAAUUGUAAAUAUGUAAAAUGGUUAGAUCCGGGCAAGGUCAAUUCUAUGAUUCAAUGGCCAAGUCCUUUAAUGACUUCUCUGUCACACCCUGACAUGGUAUCAGCAGUCAACCUCUAUGUCUUAUGAAUCAACAAUCCUCCUCCUCCUUUUUAAGAAAGUAUGCCAAACAUAUUACUGAAAAUGUUCUAAACGGUUGCGGACACUACGAGCUUAUCGUUUAUGUUUGCAUUGCUACUCGCUGAAACCUCUCAUUUGAUAUUGCAUAUCUUAAUCCUAGAUCUAUCAUCUGUGCAUUGCUGGUUUGCGGAUUCUCAGCCAGGUAAUGUACUACGAAGCUACUAGCAACAUUUCAAAGAUUUCUUUUGGAGCGUACUACAGUUUUUUUAUGCAUUAACCUUUGCAAAUAGAAGAUCACUUUGGAAGGAGUUCUUAUAUUGACAUGGUUAUGAUAAUCUUACCAUAUUCCUUUCGUUCUAGAGUAACUCAAGCAGCAGCGUAUUUAAUUUACAGACAUCUGAAUAGAAUCAGAUUUUCAUCCCAACACUUUUUUCAAACGUACAAAAGUAUAAGAAUAUUGCACGAUCCAGAAGAGCCUAAGAGAUUUUUGGUACACAAAAAGUCUCCUAGAACUUGUUCCAUGAUACAACACUCACUUCAUGAGUACGAUCGCAAGUGAACAGAACCUUUGGUCAGUGUUUUCCAACUCGUAAUCCUUUGUUGCGUUUUAGGUAUCACAUUUGACUAUUUUUCAUCUUCCGA
Messenger RNA from Marchantia polymorpha subsp. ruderalis, 4035 nucleotides. The record is from the annotation of a GenBank genome assembly. NCBI's taxonomy places the organism in Eukaryota, Viridiplantae, Streptophyta, Marchantiopsida, Marchantiales, Marchantiaceae.